GCGCGCUGGGGUUCCGGAGUUCUGCCGGCCUCGGCGAGCGGGGCGUCGUCGCCCCUGAGCGGCCGGGAUGAUGAACGGGACGACCGCCGACCCGGAACGGGCGCCGUCGUCCGAGCCCGUGUGGGAGCGGCCCUGGUCGGUGGAGGAGAUCCGCAGGAGCAGCCAGAGCUGGUCGCUGGCGGCCGACGCGGGCCUGCUACAGUUUCUACAGGAAUUCUCACAGCAGACUAUCUCUAGGACCCAUGAAAUCAAGAAACAAGUGGACGGAUUAAUUCGGGAAACUAAAGCCACAGAUUGUCGCCUGCAUAAUGUCUUCAAUGACUUUCUUAUGCUGUCUAAUACCCAGUUCAUCGAGAAUCGGGUAUAUGAUGAAGAAGUGGAGGAGCCAGUACUCAAGACUGAGCCAGAAAAGACAGAACAGGAGAAAACCCGGGAACAGAAAGAAGUAGACCUGAUCCCUAAAGUCCAGGAGGCAGUGAACUAUGGUUUACAGGUAUUGGACAGUGCAUUUGAGCAGCUUGAUAUCAAAGCGGGAAACUCGGACUCUGAAGAAGAAGAUGCUAAUGAGCGGGUAGAACUGAUCCUUGAACCAAAGGACCUCUACAUUGAUCGCCCCUUACCUUAUUUAAUUGGAUCCAAGCUGUUCAUGGAGCAGGAAGACGUAGGUCUGGGAGAGCUGUCUAGUGAAGAAGGUUCUGUCUGCAGUGAUCGUGGUAGUUUUGUGGACAGUGAAGAAGAGAAAGAAGAGGAGCAGUCAGAUGAAGACUUUGCCAACCAUAGUGACAAUGAUCAAAACCGGCACCCAGCACACAUGAGUGAGGAAGAAGAGGAGGAUGAUGGCUGUGACCUUUUUGCUGACUCCGAGAAGGAGGAGGAGGAUAUCGAGGACAUUGAACAAAACGCUAGACCUAAAAGAAGCAGACCUACGUCGUUUGCUGAUGAGCUGGCAGCUCGGAUCAAAGGGGAUACCACCGGUCCAGUAGAUGGGGGCCAAACAACAACUUUAUCCUCAGGGGACGUAAAACCUCGGAAGACACUGAAAGCGAACGAAAGGAGAGCGCCCUCAGACGAUGAAGAAGACACCUUAUUUGCACCACCCAAGCUGACCGAUGAAGACUUCUCGCCUUUUGGCUCCAGAGGUGGUCUGUUCAGUGGAGGGAAAGGACUUUUUGACGAUGAGGAGGAUGAAAGCGACCUCUUCAAGGAAGCCCCGAAGGACCGGGAAGCCCCAGCCUCUGUUCGGGAAGCGCCUUCAUCCUCCAAACCCAGGAAGAAAAUCCCAGCAGGAGCUGUCUCUGUAUUUUUAGGGGACACUGAUGUGUUUGGUGCCUCCUCUGCUCCAUCCCUGAAGGAGCCCCCUACAGGGAAAAGCCCACACAUCCCGGCUCCUGCUGGCCUCUUUGAUGACGACGAUGAAGAUGACGACUUUUUUGCAGUGUCCUGCAGUAAACCUUCUCGAACAGACAAGGUCAAAUCUACUGCUGCUAUCUUCGAUGAUGAAGAAGAUCUGUUUAAGGAAAAAGCAGCCUUACCGGAAACUGCUGCGAAUCACACAGGUGGAAAUAAAGCAAGAGCAGAAAAGAAGGUUACCCUGCCUUCCAGCAAACAUCUCAAGCUUGUGUCAGAAACAAAGACUCAGAAGAGCGUAUUUUCAGAUGAGGAGGAUACUGAGGACUUGUUUUCUUCUCAAAAUGCAAGUAAGUCAAAAGGUGCAUCUCUCCUGCCCAGCAAACUCCCCACCUCAGUCUCACUUUUCGAUGAUGAAGAUGAAGAGGAUAAUCUUUUUGGGGCUAAAGCUGCUAAAAAGCAGACAUCAUCUCUGUUAACUCCAAGUCAAGAGAAAACAAAACUCCCUGAGCCGUCUAAGAAGAAAGCACCUGCCUUACUGUUCAGCAGUGAUGAGGAGGACCAGUGGAGUAUUACUGAUUCACAGACCAACUCAGCAUCUGACAGCAGGCCUAAAGGAGAGCUAAGGGACUCGGGCACCAGCCAGGGCCAGGGAGCUAAGAAGGCUGUGAAAAAGACUGGUCUCUUUGAAGAGGAUGAUGAAGAUGACCUGUUUGCUAUUGCUAAAGACAGCCAAAAGAAGACCCAGAGAGUGUCGCUCCUCUUUGAAGACGAUGCUGAUAGUGGAGGCUCUCUGCUGACCUCUCCUCCCACAUCCGUCCCUCCUUCAGCAAAGAAAAAAGAGACAGUUGCUCAGGAACGACCUUUGCUGUUCAGCGAUGAAGAAGAGAGGGAGGCACCACUUGGAGUGAAGCCUAUGGAUGAGAAUGUUGGUGGUGCCAUGGGGUCGUCAGAUGUUGGGGUAGAUGAUGCCACUGCGGAGUCGGGAAAGGAAGGGCCUUUGCCCACGUCUGCUCAGGCAGCAGUCAAACAUUCUGAUUUAUUUUCUUCAUCACCCCCAUCGGAGAAAGGAGCCAAGGGUAGAACCAAAACCGUUCUUAGCUUGUUUGAUGAGGAGGGGGAUAAAGCCGGAGACCAAAGCAGCAUCCAAGCUCCACAGAAAGAAGUAGGAAAGAAUUCCGAUCCUGAGGCCCGCCCCAAGAGCACAGGUGUCUUUCAGGAUGAAGAACUCCUUUUUAGUCACAAACUGCAAAAGGACAAUGACCCAGAUGUUGACCUUUUCGCUGGCAGGAAAAAAACCGGGUUGUUGGAGCCUUGUGUUGGGAGCCUGUUCGAGGAUGAUGAAGAUGAUGAUCUCUUCAGCUCUGCCAAGUCCCAGCCUUUGAUACCAGAAAAGAAGAGGGUAGUGAAAAAAGACCACCCUGUCUCCUCUUCCAAGAGCCAGAAACAUCCUGAAUCCACCCAAGGUAUCAAAGAAAAAAACAUACGGAAACUGGAAACACCUCAGGACUCGUCAGGCCCCGUUCCGUUUAAAACCAAAGAGCCGUCCGCUCGGAUCGGGAAAAUACAAGCAAAUUUAGCGAUUAACCCAGCAGCCUUGCUGCCUGCAGCAGCUCCCCAGAUCUCUGCAGCAAAGCCUGUGUUGUCCAAAUUGUCUUUUCCUCCAUCGGAAUCCAGAAGUGCGGAGGCUGGUGUGAGUUUUGAUCUUCCAGCUCAGGCAGACACCUUACAUAGUGCAAACAAGAGCCGAGUCAAAAUGAGAGGGAAACGCAGACCCCAGACCCGUGCAGCUCGGCGGCUGGCUGCCCAAGAGUCCAGUGAGGCAGAGGACGUGAGUGUCCCCAGAGGACCAACUGCACAAUUAGGAGACGGCACCAUUUCACCAGCUCUCCACCAGCCACAGCCCAAGGCAGCGGGUGGGGAAGACAGCUCUGUGGCAGCUGCCACUCCUACUUGGGAAGGCAGUCCUGUGCUUGAAGUGGACAGAAGCCCCUUUGCAAAAUCUCUGGAUCAGCCUCUUGAGGAUGACCUUUUUGAUUCUGGGGAUAUCUUUUCCAAGAGCACUGGAUCUCAGUCCACGGGGAGAACAAAAGCCAAGGAGAAGGCAGCAGAGGCCCGGGCCAGCCAGCCGGGGGCGAGGAGAGAACAGAGUGGUCUUUUCUCUGCUCUCGAUGAGGCAGGCAGUGAUGAUGAUCUCUUCCAGUCUGUCAAAGCAAAACCAGCAAAGAAAGCCAGCCCCUUUCCUCUCCUGGAAGAUGAUGACGAUCUCUUUACGGAUGAGAAAGGCAAGAAGAAUGAGUUAAAAUCCAACAGUCAGCAAGAUGUUAUAUUCAAAACACAAGAUAUUUUUGAGGAUGAUAUAUUUGCCACAGAAGCAAUUAAACCCUCACAAAAAACAAAAGAGAAGGAAAGAACAUUGGAAUGCAACUUAUUUGAUGAUAACAUUGAUAUCUUUGCUGACUUAACUGUAAAACCAAAAGAAAAGUCCAAAAAGAAAGUGGAAGCUAAGUCUAUAUUUGAUGAUGAUAUGGAUGAUAUCUUCUCCUCCGGUACCCAGGCUAAGACAACCAAACCAAAAAGCCAGUCUGCACAGGCAGUGCCUGAACCAAGAUCUGAACACAAGGUAUCCAACAUAUUUGAUGACCCCCUGAACGCUUCUGGAGGCCAGUAGAAUGUACAGGGUAUCCAGAUCUCAUCCUUCAAGCUGCAGCCCUGAGUUAAUAAUGCUGUCUUGUAUGAUCAUUGUCUUCACUGAAUUACAAAAAGCAAAUGCUAAAAUAGCUAGCUCCUCUUACCCAAUGUACGUAGUAUUUUUCUGCACUUGUUUUAAUAAUCAUACUUAAUACUGCAAAACAAAAAUAAAUGUUUCACAGUGA
Molecule: messenger RNA, 4223 nt
Organism: Loxodonta africana (African savanna elephant)
Lineage: Eukaryota; Metazoa; Chordata; Mammalia; Proboscidea; Elephantidae
Product: WASH complex subunit 2
Exons: 31
Coding region: 68-4018 (1316 amino acids)
Biological process (GO): chromatin organization
Cellular component (GO): nucleus
Source: RefSeq, a predicted model, not a curated record